Parus major (Great Tit) is the source of this 393-nucleotide messenger RNA. It is a transcript of the gene GPHB5, whose product is annotated as glycoprotein hormone subunit beta 5. Lineage: Eukaryota; Metazoa; Chordata; Aves; Passeriformes; Paridae. The transcript is spliced from 2 exons. The record is from RefSeq and is a predicted model, not a curated record. Gene Ontology annotation, biological process: regulation of thyroid hormone receptor signaling pathway; G protein-coupled receptor signaling pathway. Gene Ontology annotation, cellular component: extracellular region; cytoplasm. Gene Ontology annotation, molecular function: hormone activity. Bases 1 to 393 code for a protein of 130 amino acids.
AUGAAGCUCUCCUGCCUGAUCCUGGGAGCUCUCCUUGUCCUGCUGCUGUCCGGCUGCGGUGCCACCGCCAAGGCCUCGGCCAUCGACCUGCGGACGUUCGUGGGCUGUGCCGUGAGGGAAUUCACCUUCCUGGCCAGGAAACCCGGCUGCCGUGGGCUCAGGGUCACCACGGACGCCUGCUGGGGACGCUGUGAGACCUGGGAGAAACCGAUCCUGGAGCCGCCUUACAUCGAGUCCCACCACCGGAUCUGCACCUACAACGAGACCAGGAUGGUGACGGUGAGGCUGCCCAGGUGUGCCCCUGACGUGGACCCCUUCUACACCUACCCGGUGGCCAUCCGCUGUGACUGUGACAUCUGCUCCACGGCCACCACCGAGUGUGAGACUUACUGA